Molecule: messenger RNA, 3358 nt
Organism: Petromyzon marinus (sea lamprey)
Lineage: Eukaryota; Metazoa; Chordata; Hyperoartia; Petromyzontiformes; Petromyzontidae
Product: SH2 domain-containing protein 3C-like
Biological process (GO): positive regulation of peptidyl-serine phosphorylation; small GTPase-mediated signal transduction
Molecular function (GO): protein binding; guanyl-nucleotide exchange factor activity
Source: RefSeq, a predicted model, not a curated record
ACCGAUGCGGCAGGCAUCGCCCCACGUUCGGAGGCCCACGGCAGUCGGGGCAUUACGCACAAAUCUCACCAAAGUGUCAAACGGAUUUUAAAAAUAAUAUAUCUGAAUAUAUAUUUGUAUAUCAGUCGUUCAAACAUUUUUUUUUCUCGAUCGCUGCAUGAACCUAACGAGCUGCGUGCUGCUCCAACAUCCUGAGUGUUAUUCAGAAUUAUUUAAACUGGAGGAAUACGAUGAGCUAUUAAGCUAUGUUUCACACACGUUCAAACUCUCCUCGGUUUUAAUUUAAAUGCAGGAUUAUAAGAAUAAUAACCAUUAUUAUUUUUAUUGAUUUAAAACAUUGUUCACACAAGCAGUGGACAUUCCUUGAAGACGUCACUGCGAGUCAGCUGAGAGACCCAGAGGGGCGCAAUAGCUGGGGGCGAUGCGUCACCUACCGACGUCCUGGUGGCUCCAGCAGCUGGGCCUGCCCGAGUACUCGCCCGCCCUGGAGCCUCACUUCGCCCACGUGGAGGAUCUGCUGCACCUAUCGGAAGCGCAGCUGCGCGACCUGGGCGUGCGUAACGCGGCCCACAGAGCACACAUCAUGUCCAGCAUCCGCUGCCUUCGCGCGCAGGUGCAGCGCAGAGAUCAUCUGAAGCCGAGGGCCAUGCAGUCGGUGGGCGGCCCGGCAAUGCUCUCCCGGCAGACGUCGCUCGGCUCGGCUGGCGACCUCAUCGUCGGCCGCAACCAUCACUGCCACCCUCAGCAGCUGGCGAGCGUGCGCGCCGCACAGGCCUACCCCACCACGCUGCACGGCACCCUGCCCCGGAAGAGGCCCGUGGGCCGCGCGGCGUCGUGCGGCGUCGAGCAGGAGCGGAGCCAGCCCUGGCUGCGGCAGAACCACUCCAGCCUCAUGCACAAGUCGGAGGGCUACGCUGAUUGUGUCAAGAUCCCCCACGCGCCGGGCACCGCCGCCGAGUGGGGCGCCGACCGCCUGAAGCGCGAGCUGGAGAGCGAGCUCAAGCUGGAGAGCGAGGACGUGCGCAGCCACGCGUGGUACCACGGCGCCAUCCCCCGGCAGGUGGCCGAGUCCCAGCUGGAGCGCGACGGCGACUUCCUGCUGCGCGACUCGCUGUCGGGCGCCGGCGGCCUGGUGCUGUCGUGCCGCUGGGCCGAGCGGCCGCUCCACUUCCGCGUCGAGCGCCGCACGCCCACCGCCGCCGCCGCGGCCCAGCAGCGCGCCUCCGGCGACGGCCACCACCGGCGCUCGCUCGGCGACUCCUACGCCAUCCAGCCCGGCGGCGACGGCUUCGGCAGCGUCCCGGCGCUCGUGCGCUUCUACGUCGGCAACCGGCAGCCCGUGGCGCCGGGCCAGCCGGGGCCCGGCGGGUUCGGGCCCGUGUGCAUCGCGCGGCCGGUGAACCGCGCCGUGCCGCUGGCGUACCUCGCCGCCGUUCACCGCGACGCGGCGCGGCUGGCGGAGCUGGCGGCUCACGGCGGCGCCGGCAGCGGCGGCGGCAGCAACAACAACAACAACAGCUGCGGCUUCGAUAGCUUCUACCGGCAGGAGAGGCCGGAGCGCCACGCGGGCUGCGCCGGGAACCACGGAGCCGGCGGCGCCGGCGGCUGCUGCUGCGGCGACGGCGGCGGCGGCGGUUGCGACGGCGGCGGCGUCAGGGGUCAUCAGGGGUCAUCGAAGCGUCAUCACCUGGCGGACGCGUCCUACAGGAACGGCAUGGUGUUUGAUUGGACGCAGGACGGAAGGGGAUCUGAACCGCACGCCCAGGGACAGACGCUGCCGGGAUACGGCACCGGGGCGGACAUCUGGCGGGACGGCCUUCGCAGGACCCCCACCUGGUCGCCCAAGGGCCUCCGGUCCGCGCAGCCGUCGGCGCGCGCCGACCCCUCCUGGACGUCGCCGCUGCCGCCGCCCGCCAACGGGCCGCUGGGGGCGGUCCCCGGUUUCGGCAAACACGCGGAGGAGCGGCUGGCGGGCGACUCGGAGCCGUACCACUCGCUCAUCUCGCCCCACAAGGUCUCGGAGGCCCUCGCCCGGGACGUGGCCGCCCUGCGGCUGGAGAGCGACGUCAACGCGGCCGCGGCCGCCGCGGCCGCCGCCAAGCAGAGCCUGCUGCCGCCGCCGCCGCCGCCGGCGGGCCCGGCGCGCGAGGCCUCGGCCGCGGGCGGCGGAGACGCCGGCGCCGCCGCGGCGUCGGCGGAGUUCCGCCGCCCCGCCGUGGAGACGGAGUCGGCGUUCCGGCCGCUGGAGUUCGCGUCGUUGCUGCUGCCGCCGGAGAACAAGCCGCUGGAGACGGGGGUGCUGCGGCGCGCCAAGGAGCUGCAGGGCGAGUGCGACGUGCGCACGGCCGCGCGCUGCAUCAUGCUGCUCGACUGCGAGGUGGCUCGCAUCACCGGGGUGACGGAGGAGCUCGUCCUGAAGAUGGGCGUGCGCUCCGGCCUGGAGCUGCUCACCCUGCCGCACGGACGGCGGCUCAGAGAAGACGUCAUCGAGCGGUUCCACGCGCUGGCGAUCGGCUUGGCCGUGGACGUGCUGGGCUGCACCGGCUGCCUGGAGGAGCGCGCCGAGCUGCUGCACCGCUACGUGCAGCUGGCGCUGGAGCUCCGCGGGCCGCUGGCGGACCUCUACGGAUUCUCCGCCGUCAUGCACGCGCUCAUGCUCCCGCAGGUGUCCCGUCUGGAGCGGACGUGGGAGGUGCUGCGCCGGGCCCACACGCAGAGCGCGGUCGCCUUCGAGAAGGAGCUCAAGCCCUUCCUGCUGGCGCUGCAGCAGGGCAAAGUGCGCGUCGACGCCCGGGACACCAGCGUCCCGCACCUCCUGCCGCUCGUCUCCCUCCUGGAGGAGCCGAUGCUGCCGGCGGAGCCGUCCGCCGCCGGCCCGGUGUGGUCGCCGCAGCCGGCGGAGAGGACCGGCUCGGGCGGCGACUGGGAGCGGGAGUGGGCGCGCGGCGCCGCCGCCGGCGAAGCGUGGGAGCAGCCGGGCGACGCGGGGAUGGAGGCGGUGGUGGCGCACCUGCAGGCCGGGCGGGAGAUGGCGCGCGACGCCGCCCUCUACUCCGCCAACGCCGAGCGCCGGCUGAGAGGAUUCUCGGUGGACCCCGCGACCCUGGAGACGUUCCGCACCGAGUUCCACCUGCGCCUGUACUGGGGCAGCCGCGGCUGCCGGGCCGAGCGCCACGAGCGGCUGCACAAGUUCCACCACAUCCUGUCGGCGCUGUCGGCGCGCCUCGAGUCUCCGCAACGCCACUCCGAGCUCUGACACGGCUCGGCAACGACGCCGGCGCUGGCUCCGGCACGACGGCACGGCUCGGAGGGAGGAGGAGGAGGACGAGGGUGACGUGGCAAAACGAUUUCCCCCGCC